CUCAGCCGGCCUGACGUUAGUCGAUGUCGGAGUCUCGGAAAGGUGGGAUCGUUCGCGUGCUCGCGCCCUCUCAUACCCCGUCAUUGUGUUCACUUGUCGUACGCGUGUGAAAAGGACAAUUGUGCAGCUAUCACAAAUGAGAUUAUCCGCAAGGGGGAACGACGAUAAGCAGCGAACAUUUGUCCGCAGCAUCGAAUACGAUAGUCGGGCCUGACUAUUGUCGGAUCGGAGAACGUUCGUCCAGAUAAUCAAGCCGGUACGAUUUGGUCUACCUGGAUCAUCGUGUCUAAAGUUGCUUUUCACUCCUUGUUGCCACCUACGUCGCGAUCUCGCCGUCGACGAUUUAUCUUCCACGACUUCCGACAGGAUCGUAAACACACCCGGAAGGGAAACAUUUGUCGGGAAAUCCGGCGAGCCUUAAUGAUAAUAGCGACCGUUAUAUCCGCCUGAGGGUUUUAUCAACGAAGAAUCUAGACGCGCGUUGGUACUGUCGUUUCUGUGCGAACUCUCUUCGAGAGUCUCUUAAAUUGCGAAAAAUGGAAGAAUUCUCUCGAAUCAAUUUCAAGCUCGACUUUCCGUAAAUACUAAUUUAGCGCGUAUUUUUGGAAGUAGCUGAAGAUUUAUCCUCGAUAGCGCUGUCACUAGCCGUGCGACCGGACGAAUGCGCAGGAAGAACAGAGAGAGAAAAUGCUCGGUUGGUCGCCCUGGAUAUGGGAUAGAUGAUGAUAUCUCCGGUAAUGAUGGGGCGGUAGAUCGAGAUCGAUAAAUACAAAAUGGAUUGGGCAUCUCGAAUCAGGUAGUCAAGAAACGAUAAAGACAGUCAUGCGGCCAGCAAUCAAUCGUCAAGGAAAAUCAUCUUAAUAAGACUUCGUUCUCGUUACACUCUAUUCCGUGAACAGCAUAUCUGCGCUCUUCGAUUGGAUCUUCGCGUUUCCGUAAGACUGUCUCAUAUUUUCGGAAUAAAUCAUUUUUUUUAGUCCUUUCUUUUUCCUUCAUAGGAAAAGAUUGACUCGAUUUUCUCUUGUGAUCUUUAAGACUGUCCUAUAUUAUUUACUUUCUGUCGUGCCACCUGUCGCCCUUUAUCACAAUAAAGACUGAAGUUUAAGUUAAUCGGUUCAUCGGGAAAUUCGCGUGGCCGACCUUUGAUCUCUCUAUCUAUUCUUCUCUUCUGAGAAACGAGAAAUAGUUCGAGGAAUUAUAUUAUCAAAGUUCAAAAGAUCACGCGUUGCAGAGCUUUUUCACAUCUCACACGCGCAUUCGAUCAAUCUCGUUUUGAAAGACUGAUCAAAAUACAAAGACUGAUUUGCUAUUGUCCCGUUAAUUUUGAUCCAGACCAUUGAAAAAGAAAAAUCGAUCACAUAUCUUUACGCAUGCAUAUCCUACGUGAUCUUAAUCCGAUAGUCGUUCACGGGAAAUUGUCGGCGACUAAAUAUCGUACGUGCUUCGCGAAACGGAUUUACGGUAUGUAUAUAUAGAUACAAAAAGGAUAUGUACUUGUAUGUAUAUAAAUGAAGAAGAUACCGGAUAUUGUCUAAUGUACAUGAAGGAAGUGGCGUAUAGCGGAAGUCACUCGGUGAACGGACAUAUAAAUUGGAACACAUCGAUUUUCGCUCAAGAUCGACGAUGAUGACGCGAAUACUGGACGAGCCGUCGCGAUAAAGUGAUCGAUCCAUGAUAUAUUACGGACGCGUGAUAUUUAGUGACGCAAAGUGAGACUAGUGUUACUGCUGCAUGAGGACGUAAGGUUACAGGAUGGGUUGUGGACAGAGCAAAAUCGGCAACAUCUAUCCGAAGAAUAAGAAGAAUAAAAACAACAGCGCGAAGAAGAACGGCGACUCCAUUCGUAACGCGUCGUCUGUGGAACAGAAGAACGGAAAUGGCAACGUCAAGGGCAACAAGACGAACAACAACGGUGUCGAGGUGAACAGAAACGAGGAUCAAAAUGGUGGCGUCGAUGCCAAGGGACAAGGAAAGAAGAAACCGACCGUACCUGGGGGUGGGCCUUUGUUGCAACAGACAGAGAUAUCCACCAGCCAGCUUGAUUUCUUCAAGAUGCUCGACGAGAAAAUUGAGAACGGUCCGGAUUACGACGAGAGUCUCGAUACAACUAAUCGAGCUGAGCGAGUGACCAGUUUGUUGCGCCGCUGGGAGCUAGCCAGCGUCACUUGGUCCAGCGUCUCCGAUCUGGACAACACCGCCUUGCCGUCUAAUCAGAAGAGUCGUGCGUCCGCACUGAACAGUCCCCGUCAGAACCUGAGCGCCAAGGACCGUGAGGGUAUGAGGAACAUAGUGGGUGGCAGGCCGGAGAGCGCCCCGAUUUUUGUGCGUAACGCGAAUCGCGUGGACGGGCUGCAGGACAGCGGCCACUACUGUCCGUCGCCGAAUAUGCCGCGGCACGUGCUCGAGUCCAUCACCCAGAGUCCGACGCAGAGCGUGAAGACGGCCACUCCGCCGGGUGGCUGCGGGUCGCCGAUCGGAUCGCGCUACGUUCAGGACAGCUACAGUAAGGAGUGUUGCUCGGUCGUGAGCACGGCCGAGCAACAACAGCAGCAGCCGAAGAAGAUCCAUUACGGCCAGAAUCCGAUGAACGGUGAAUACGUGACGCAGCAAGCGCUCUAUCGCGAACAGUACCUGCAGCAGACCGGUAUAAUUACCGUCGCGCCUCAGUACUCGACCGGCUCGCCUGGCGGCAACGUUCUCAGAAACAAUCCGUAUGUUCAGCACUUUCAAAUCGCCGCCAAUCCCCAGCACUUUGCUGCGCCCGCGAGGAGACGGGGUUUUAACGCCGCGCAGAUGACGUGACCGGGAUGGGAGCAGCGAUCGACGAGAUAAGACUGAACUUUGCGGAGAGAAUCGAGGAGGUACCCCCGAUGAGAAUGGUCUUUGAAGAGAGACUCAUAGGACGAAAAGACGGAGAGACGCUUUCUUCGUGUGAUGACUAAUAGAAGAAGGCGAGGAAAGGAGGAAAGAUGAUGAGAAGGAAAGUAAAAAUGAAAACAAUGAACUAGACAAUGAGAAUACGAAUCGUAUUCUGUGUUCGUUAAAGCUUUCGCGCUUUUUCUCGGUAAUGAUUUUUCUAAGAUUUUGGGAAGCAUGCGACGACAUCGAUGAUGGCCUAAGUCAUCCGAUCUGAGUAUCAUCUCGAGGAAAGGAAUGAGAAGAGGGAAGUACCGUUUCGCGUGAAUUCGCGCGCAUGAGGAAUAGAAUAGCCUUCGUUACAAGUGCCAAAAUGUUAUACAAGCGAAUGUGAAUGCAAACGUAAGGGCUCUACGCGUAUUGUCCGCCCGAAACAGUACUUUGUUCUUCUAUACUUCUGUAUUGACGCGAGGACUCGGAAUGUGCGUACGCGAUAUAUCUUAUUCGUCUACUCCAUUUCUGAUUUCCUCUUUUUCUAGCGUCUCCAAGUACUCACGUGAAUAUUUCACGGGUGGAAACACACGCGACCAGAACAUUUUGUACAUUACAUGUAUAUUAUACACGACGAGAAUAUAUAUGUGUACACGAAUGUAUGAAAGUAUGUAUGUGCAUAGGAAUACACGUGUGUGUGUGUGUGCGUGCGUGCGUGCGUGCGUGCGUGUGUGUGUGUGUGUGUGUGUGUGUGUAUAAAGGUACAUAAGUGCAUCUAAAAAAAAAAUGAACAAAAGAAGAGAUUGAAAUUAUAAAAAAUUCUUAUAAUUAUACGCUGUGUAUAGAUUCGCUGUACGUAUAUUGUAUGGAUAUGUUUAACUUAAUGUGAUGACUGUAUAUUUAUAUGUUGACCAUGUUUAAAGUUAACUAUAUAUAAUAUAGUUGAUGAUGAGAAUUUUAUAUUUCAUGUUACGCGCGCGAUUACGCUCUAUAUAUACAUAUGGAAUAUAUAUAUAAUCAAACUCGCUGCAUCACUCUCGAACUGUCGAUCUUAUACUUUUUGUUCUGUCGAACAAUCCUCCUUUUUUACAAAUAAAUUCACAAUUUCUCCCUAUA
Cataglyphis hispanica is the source of this 3963-nucleotide messenger RNA. RefSeq lists its product as uncharacterized. The transcript is spliced from 5 exons. Lineage: Eukaryota; Metazoa; Arthropoda; Insecta; Hymenoptera; Formicidae. The coding region runs from base 1753 to 2802 and encodes 349 amino acids. The record is from RefSeq and is a predicted model, not a curated record.